AGCAAAUUGCAUUGGAUGGAUGCCACACACAAACACACGCACACGCAAGCAAGCAACAGAUUGGAGCACAGCUAGAGUGGAGCACCACUCGUCGCGAAAUAAUCGGUGCUUCAGAAAAAACCAGUAAUGACCUCAUCCAUUCCCAACCACCAGCCUCAGCUCACAUCUCAAACCUUGGAUGCUUUUUGUAAUUUGCUAAGACAGACUGAUACCAAGGGCCCAGUUACGAGGCCAUCAACGGCGACGUGACAACGGGGCAACGAUUGGCUCACGCCCAUCCAAUACAAGCAAGGAUAUCUUUUUUGCAACGUCGUCGUCAGCUUGCUUUUCUCAAGCCACUUUUGGCGCUCGUACCACCAACGGUCUCAGAAGCAGCAGUGUUGGGUAUCACUCGUUGGGAUUGGAUUUUCUUUUAGUCGCCGACACCUUUGUACGCCGCAUCCUAUCAGCCCAAGCCUCGCCGCCUCGUUCGCACGACCGAUGAACAAUGGCCGAAGCCGUGACGGAAACCUCUCCGCUGCUAUCGACGGUGUCGGAGCCGACCACUACCCCGGAAUUCCCUCGUCCCAAUUCCAAGCGAACCGUCACCUUCAAUCCGAACCCUGUCACGCGAACCAUCGAGCCCGAACGACAACCUCUCCGCCGCCGCAUUUCCACAAACAUCGAUGUCGCUCGCGCAUCUGGGCAGAGGUCGCCUGGCGGCUCGGGUCCGCCCACCCCCACGAGCUCAAUAAGCACCGGUAGUCUCGCCGGUGCUCCGCCAAUGCUGGUCGCACUCAACUCUAAACUUCGCCGCCGCAACUCCCAUGGAGGUACACAGGGUUCCAUGCCGGGCUCAAACAACCUACUACCAGCCCCGGGUGGUGUGGGUCUCGUCGCCGGGGCCGGUCACCUGCCCAAGAUUGGGCCCCAGCGUAGCACCAAGAAGGCGCAGAAGCUCAAGCUGCUUCCCACGCCUGAACUUGCCGACGAUGGUGACGAUGACCAAGAUGAGGAGAGCGGACGUGAGGUCUACAGCCAGUACACGCGUAUCAAGGACCCCAAUGCCCGACGAGAUGCCGCCAGGCUAGGCAAGGCCGAUCGCGACCGUCUGCCGCGCGUCACGGCGUACUGCACCGCCAACAAAUACCAGAUGGAUGGCCUGAUGCACUGGCUGAAGGGGAGCAGGAGCAGAGCAAAGGGAGCGAACCCCAAGCUCGUGGACGAGUGCAUAUACACGCCGUACCAGUAUAAAGACACGCCACCACCGCCCCCAGGACGUGGUGCGAGGAUUCGCAGAGUUGCCAGUGCUCAGAAUGCUGCCGACGCUGCCGAGGAUGCCGCGAGGGCUGCGGUCAACGCUGAUGGCAUCCUGGGGUCUGAGGUAACCAGUGACUCACCGGAGCCGAUGUCUACCCAACAGAGGAGACACUCGACUGGUGAUGUCGAGGCCACCCCACCCCGAUUCAGCCAGGAGGACCUGAUAGAUCUGGAGCCAGAGGCUAUCUCUGAUGUGCAAGAUGGACGAAGCGAGGCACGCAUAGAGAGCCUCGGAGAAGGAGACCACGCAGAAAUAUCAAGCAGCCCGCAAGAACGUGACCACGAGCAUGGUCACGACCAUGAUCAAUCCCCCAGCUCGGCAGACCAUCGGGAUGAAAUGAUCAGCACGCACCACGAGCCCAUCAACGAGCGACCUGCCGAUUUUGAUAUCGAGGUACACACCCCGGAGGUUUUCCUCUUUGACUACGGCGUGGUGGUGAUAUGGGGCAUGACGAUGGCACAGGAGCGGAGGUUUCUCAAGGAAAUUGCCAAGUUUGAAACCGAGAAACUGGCGACCGAGGAGGUCGAGACUGAACACUUCAACUUUUACUACACCCGCGAGUAUCAGCCCAGGAUAUACAACGACUUUAUCACCCUCCGUGACAAGCACAACUACAUGACCAAGCUGGCCAUUUCACAUGCGCUGGCACAGAGUGUCAAGACGUCUCUUUUCGAGGAGCUCAUCGCCUCUACCGUCGACACGUGCAAGGACAUUCCGACGCAGAUUGCUUUGACCGGCAAGAUCAAUCUUAGCAGGACACAGAUCAACAUGCAGAUCGGCGAGCUUUUCAUUCUGAGGAUCAGUAUUCACCUCAACGGCUCCGUCCUUGACACGCCAGAGCUUUUCUGGGUCGAGCCUCAACUCGAGCCGCUGUACGCCGCUGUGCGGUCCUACCUAGAGAUGGACCAGCGAGUUGGCCUGCUAAACGAGCGACUGGACGUCAUUGCGGACUUGCUUGCUGUGCUCAAAGACCAACUGAGUCAUGGUCAUGGUGAGAAACUCGAGUGGAUUGUUAUUGUAUUGAUUGCAGCCGAAAUCCUUGUUGCUGCUGUUAACAUAGUUGUAGAUUUAUAUGCGGGCGUCGACUAGACCUAUUUGGCAUGGAAUAUCAUCAGGGCGUCCGGUCUUUUUUAGUGAACAUUUUCUUUCAUUCUCUUGUGUUACUGGGUUCUUUUUUUUCUUUUCUUCCCGUCUCUUUUGUCAUUUUCCCCCCUUUGAAUGUUCUCAUUUCUUUCAAAUUGGCGUUUGGGGCCGGAGUUUCUCCUUUACUUACAAAUCAUCCACAGCGGUUUACAUGGUCUAAUCGAAGGUUUCAUUUGUUAUUCACUAUUCACCUUUCUGGGCAUCAUAUACAAACGGGAAGUACCAGGGCUGGAAAAUUAAGGGGAGACCAAAAAUGAUAAAACACAAGGACUGCGUCUCGGAGUGCAUCCUUGCCAUCUGAAUCAGGCAUGGACGCGGCGCUUCUCUAUCAAAAAUGGCAAAGAUCAUGCAAUGAGAUACUCUGAAUAAAUAGCAGUUCUCCGAUAAUUCAAUAGCCCAUGGAUCGUUGCUGGA
Molecule: messenger RNA, 2857 nt
Organism: Pyricularia oryzae 70-15
Lineage: Eukaryota; Fungi; Ascomycota; Sordariomycetes; Magnaporthales; Pyriculariaceae
Product: sporulation protein RMD1
Exons: 3
Coding region: 488-2389 (633 amino acids)
Source: RefSeq, a predicted model, not a curated record